Molecule: messenger RNA, 946 nt
Organism: Cryptomeria japonica (Japanese cedar)
Lineage: Eukaryota; Viridiplantae; Streptophyta; Pinopsida; Cupressales; Cupressaceae
Exons: 2
Coding region: 338-646 (102 amino acids)
Biological process (GO): translation
Cellular component (GO): ribosome
Molecular function (GO): structural constituent of ribosome
Source: RefSeq, a predicted model, not a curated record
UAGACAUGUUAGUCUAACACAAAUACACAAAUACAUUGGAAAAAUAAAAAUAAAUUGUUUUGCUGAUCGAUUGCUGUAUUUUUUCUGAACUUCUGAUGUACAUCAAAUUUUCUCAGCCCCGAUCUGCCAAAUGAGGUCGCUCUUUGUGAUAGAGGGAACACCUUCUGUGCAAUAAGAAGGAAAACUUCAAAAUCGAUUCGAUAAAUAAAGGACAUAUUAAUAAGGAAGCGGAGUUCGUGGUUGUAAGGAAUACGGUGAUUCUGUGAUUUAGGGCUUUGGCAGAGAGGUUUUGUUACCUGCACUUUGAUUUGUAUAACUGAUAAUUAGUGAGAAGAAAAUGAAAUCGGUGAUUGGAAUAGUCGUGUCGAACAAGAUGCAGAAAUCGGUUGUCGUAGCAGUGGAUCGGCUGGUUCACCAUAACCUCGUUAAUCGCUACUACAAGCGCACCAGCAAAUUCAUGGCCCACGAUGAGAACAAUGACUGUAAUAUCGGCGACAAGGUGAGACUCGACCCUUCUCGGCCUUUGAGCAAACAGAAGAAUUGGGUUGUGGCCGAAAUAGUGAAGAGGGCUCGAAUUUAUGAGCCCCCUGCUUCUGCUCCUUCUGAUGCUGCUCGUCUUACAAAUGCUGGGAAAACUGGAAACUAAGAUUGUAGCGAUUUUUCACUCAGCGCAAGGCUAGGGUUGUUGAAGUUAACACAUCGUCUUGAAAACUUGACUGUUUUCACCAUUGUAGAUUAAAACUGAUCUUUUUUGUGAUUUGGGAUGUCUACAAGUAAUCAUUUUUUAAUGGAGUUAGGCUGUUUCCCUCAAAUAGUGAAUUUAUAAAACCCUAAUUUCUGUUUUCAGGAUAUCUAUGAGUGAUCAUGUCAAAGUUAAUGCGGAUACCAAUUAUAGUUUAUAAUGACAUUUUAAAGUUGACACCAAUACCAAUCAUAUUUUGUUUAA